This is a messenger RNA of Trematomus bernacchii (emerald rockcod), 2712 nucleotides long. Its product is annotated as dentin sialophosphoprotein-like. Lineage: Eukaryota; Metazoa; Chordata; Actinopteri; Perciformes; Nototheniidae. The record is from RefSeq and is a predicted model, not a curated record. The transcript has 8 exons. Bases 77 to 2158 code for a protein of 693 amino acids. Gene Ontology annotation, biological process: double-strand break repair involved in meiotic recombination.
CAAAGAUGCUCUGAAAUUCUGCGUACACCUCAAGCUUUAGACUAUUGUUGUGUGACUGUGGGAAAAGGAAAAGGAGAUGGCCAAAGGAAAAGCAAAGAUCAACGGGAGUGCUCUAGUGCAGCCUCGGUCCCUCAGGUCGAGGAAGAGGGAAUGUCCGAGUGAGGAAAUCUCAGAAACCGACGAUGUCCAGGCUUCUCGCCAUCAGCAGGACACUGAAGGAAGUACCUCAGCAGUAGAUACCAAACUGCUACAGUCCCACCCGACCCCUGUGCAGGAAUCUACUAUAAUUUCAACUCAACAGCAUGAGGCAGAAGGACUCUCCUCUCUCACCAAACAAGACCCUGACACAUAUGAAAAACAUUCAGAAGCAACACAUGUGGAGGUUGAAGCUUUUGCAGAUCAAGAAGAGACAGCAGUCGCCAAUCACAACAAUGUUCCUCAGCCGGAGGAAUUUAAAAUAAAUGCCGGUAAUGAAUGCAACAAUAUUCAAAAGAACCAGGGGGAAAUGACUGCAGAGGAAUGUAACAGAUCACCAUCACAAACAUGCACCGAUCAACUCCAGGUCUUCUUGGCAAUCUCUGAAGAGGGUGAUAAAUCUGCUUUGGAUGAGCAAAUGGGUGCAAAGGAGAAUUCUCAAUGUGAUUCAGAGAAAAAACAAGAAGCCAUCCACGAAGAACCCAGCAAUGUGAACAUGGCUGAUGUCAAGGAACUCACUAAGGAGGCGGCAGCGGGGUUGCCAGCCAAAAAGAAGCGAAGGAUGGGUAUGUGUGGUCUGACAGAGAGGGAGCGAAGUCAUUUUUUGCACACACAAAAAAAUGGGAAUAAAAGACAGGAGAGAGUCGAGAAGAUAAAGAUUUGUAAUAACACAGCUGACCUUGUGGCUCAGGAAGAGAUGGUAUCUUCUUCCCCCUUAUCAUCCCCAUCAUCCAUCCCAGCAGGAGGUGUCACAGAACAGGAAGAGCCAGAUAUACAACUUGAGUCCAGUCACUGUGGAGGGCAAGACAGGGAGGAAACAGAAGUCCUCAUUACUGUCACUACCUCAGAUGGGACCAGUGCUGCAUGUGAUCCAAUGGGAGAGAGCUGUGAGGUUGAAGGUGUCAUAGCGCCUGGUCCAGAGCAAACUGCUGACACAAAGUCAGACCCGCCGCCGACAGAGGAGGAAAAGGAAGAGCUUUUGGAGAAUCCGGAUCAGCAGGAACCUGAGGGCAGCGCUGCUGAGAUUCCUGCUGAAAAACCUCAGGAACCCAUAGAAGACGGGGAAGAUGGGUCAGCAGCAGCAGGAGACCAAAGUCCUGCCAUCACUUUAUACUCUAAUCCAACUCAAAAUGAGGAGACUGAGAACGGGGAUGCAAUGGAGGCUGCCGUUCUGCAGGUGAAUAGUGACACCAGGACAAGUGAGAAGAAGGAGGAGCUGACUGGUGGUGCUGGGGACGGAGCGGAGGACGGUGCUGGGGACGGAGCGGAGGACGGUGCUGGGGACGGAGCGGAGGACGGAGCUGGGGAUGGAGCUGAGGCAGGUGCUGGGGGCGGAGCUGAGGCAGGUGCUGGGGACGGAGCUGAGGACGGAGCUGAGGACGGUGCUGAGGCAGGUGCUGGGGACGGAGCUGAGGCAGGUGCUGGGGACGGAGCUGGGGACGGAGCUGAGGACGGAGCUGAGGACGGUGCUGAGGCAGGUGCUGGGGACGGAGCUGAGGACGGAGCUGGGGAUGGAGCUGAGGCAGGUGCUUUACCCCCAGACCCCCAGUCAGGAGGAUCGAACACUGUGAAGCUCUGCGAGGCUGCAGCGCUGCCUAGUGGCUCAGAGAGGAAAGACAGUGUGAGUGAUGGAACAAAGGUACAACGUUGUGAUGGUGAUAAGGAACACAGUGCUGGAUCGACUUCUAACGCUGAGCCCCUUCAGACCUGGGACACCACCGACCCGUUUGGAUCUGGGUACCUGGAUUACGUUACUGACUCGCAGCUGAACACUAUCAGUCUGAGUGAGGUGGAUGUGAUGGAGGAGGAAGAUCUUGGUUCUCCAGACCAUGAAGAUGCUACAGAGCUGAUCUGUGGGCUCAUCAGAGAACUCUCCUCUCUAAAUCGUAAGGUCAUGGCCACUCACAGAGAUCUGGAGAACCUGCGGCGUAGCAGUAAAACUUCAAGAAGCUCCACACGUUGAGGAGGAAGUCCCUUCCACCAAGAUUGUCAUUGUUGACCCAUGGUUUGUGAGUAAUGAAGGUGUUUGAGUGUACAAAUGUUCAAAUGUAUCACCGUUUACUUUGUUUUUGUAUCACUGACAGCUGGAUUGUUACGUUUAAAGUCUUAGUUCUUCCCAAAAUAAAGCGUUAAGUUAGUCUUUAUGUAUUUUUUAGUAUCAUCUGCUAUUGGACAUACACAUAACUAAAUGUUGACAAAGAAUACACACAGAGAUUUUCAUUUACAUAUUUAUAUUUUCUGGCAUACAUUAAUAUUCAAACAGUUUUUAACACAUCCCUCUUCACGAAGUGAGACGAGCUGAAGAGCCACAGGUACAUAAUUCAAAAAUAAAAAUAAAACACACUUAGGGAACAGGUACUUACUGUACACCUCAGAACAAGUCACUCAUUUCUUUAAAAUGUUGACAUGGAAACAUGAUGUUGCUAUAAUCCUUCAAUCCAAGAACAGGGGAUAUGAAGCCGAACAUGAUUGGCCACGUUUUAAAAUAUGUAAAAUAAACAUACAUUUUUCAUUGCA